This is a messenger RNA of Pomacea canaliculata, 2904 nucleotides long. RefSeq names its product neurochondrin-like. The transcript has 19 exons. Bases 62 to 2629 code for a protein of 855 amino acids. The record is from RefSeq and is a predicted model, not a curated record. NCBI's taxonomy places the organism in Eukaryota, Metazoa, Mollusca, Gastropoda, Architaenioglossa, Ampullariidae. Gene Ontology annotation, biological process: neuron projection development; regulation of neuronal synaptic plasticity. Gene Ontology annotation, cellular component: dendrite.
UUCGAAGGGACAUAACUCCAAUCAAUAAUGAGCAGCCCAUAGCGAGACGUCUUCGAGAAGUAUGGCGUCUGCAGGAGGCGAAGAUUUUUCUCUUGACAAUGAACCUAAAAAUCUUCGAAAAUGCCUGGAAAUAUUGAAAAAUGCCAAAUCAGAUAACGAGAAGUUUGCAGCCUUGUUGAUGGUAACAAAAGCAGUGAAAGCAUCUCAGUGCAACACACAAGAAAGAAAAGCCAUAAUUGAAGCUAUGGGACUGCCUUUUCUCACAAGGCUGAUGAAAACAAAGAAUGUACCUGAAGGUUGCCCACCAAGUAUCUACAGGUCACUUGCACUCAGCAUCUUGUCCAGUCUUUGUGAGGAUCCUUAUGUAGCUUGCCUUCCAGAGAUGAAGAAGCAAGUUCCUUACUUGAAUGAGAUCAUUUUGGCAGAACCAAAAGACUCGGAUGAUGCAGAGGUGCUGAGACAGACACAGAUGGAUUGCUUUUCAGUGUUAUACAAGAUGGGUGUGACUCCAGUUGGCUGUGAUUAUCUUAUUGAAGGAGGUUGUCCUCGGGCUUUGGUUGGUGUUAUUGUCAACACUUCAUCAGAUGUGGAGAGCAAAGCAAUGGGAGUUUUGCUUCUAAUGCUGCGACAGAAGCGCCAAGCUACCUGGACCGGCUGCCAGCAAGCAUUACAGCAGCUUUUAUCUCACCUGUCCACGCAGGUUAACACCAGACAGGAUGCCAGUAAAUUCAGCAUGUGUGACAUUUUGGCUUUUAUUCUUGCCAUGAGCCCAUCACUAAAGUAUUCAGAGUGUAGACAAAGAUGGGUAAAGCCCUUGAUGGUGACUGUUACACUGCUGGUCAAAUCCAAACUGGGUGAAGGGCAACGGCAGAGUGUGCUGAUGAUGGUGUCCAGUCUGGUGCAGUUCAUGGGAGUGACAUGCCUCAUGCCUCCUGUUGCACCAGAACCCAAGCUGCUGCAGCUAGUCACUCACCUGGCAGCCAUUGAGGUGCGCAUGGCUACGGAAAACUGCUCUGCACAACAGCUACGGAGGCUGAAAGGGAAACUUCUGUCCUAUUACAAUCUCCUGGAAAACAUCAUGUUCUACAUUCUGGAUGCCAACGAGGAAGAGUUGUCUGCCAGCCAGGUUAAGAUGAUUCACUCUGCCAUGCUAAGCGCGCUCAAAGGUGUGACCUACCUCCUGUCAGAAGUCAGUUAUGGCUACAUGAAGCUGAAGCUGCGUGACCCUAUUGUGCUUGGCUCUAUACGCAUGCUUGGGGCGUGGAUGGCGGAGGAAACAACAGCUCUGCAGGAUGAAGUGGUUGAUCUUCUGCCUUUUCUCAUAGGCGUGUGCAAAAUUGAGGUGGGACUGCUAACAGAAGACAGUACACUGACCAUGGUAGAAGAGAAAAAAUGUUCAAGCUUGCAGGCACAAGGUGAGGAAGGUUCACAGUCAUCUAAGAAAGGUCUGGCAGCGAUAACUGCCACAGGAGAAUCCCAAGCACUGGUUCCAGUAUCACAAAGCAGUGACCAGCUUUGCAAAAUGGGUGUAACUGGGCCUAGUAAUGGAACCAGCUUCAGCAGAUUUAUGGAUGGUGGUGCAGAAGUCAGCGACGAGGUUGUCACUCAGGAUACAGCAGAUGGUGCAGUGGGAGGUGAUUAUGAACCGAUGUCUGUGGACGAGGCUGGCGACUCCAGUGAAGACCUUUCUGGAAUGGAUCAGCAUAAUGGUGGGGAGAAGGAUAAGGCUAUGAUAGGAAUGGCCAAAGACUUUGAGAACUUGCUGACUGUACAGGAGGACCUUGGUGCUGCAAGCCAGACAUUUGGCUCGGAGCCUACCACGGUGGAUGUGAUGAAGUACCUCAUGCCAGGGUUCCUCCACAUAACUGUGGAUGAUGAGGCACGAGACCUUAUGGUAAAUUGUGGCUUGCAUGAAGCUCUCCUUCUGCAUUUUAUUAACCUUCAUGCUCAGCUGACUGGAAAUCCAGCCUCGGAAGACUUGCAGGGACGAAUGAGCACGUUGUGCAAUGUGCUGCUGAACUUUGCUGUGACAGACAAAUCACUGUGCUCUGUCGACCCAGUUUUCCAGGAUCUUGUGGAAAGGGUUGUUCACAUUCUUCCCUCUGUGGUGUACAGACAAGAACUUCUGCUAUACUCAUGUCACUUGACUGUGCUUGGGUUGAUGCUGACACGUGUACAGGCCCCACACUACAGGACGGAGUCAGAAAAUCGCAAAAAGUUUUUCACUGCAUGCAUUACGUUUCUGAGUCGAGGACUGGAGGUUCAGGUGCGCCACAACAAAGCUGUGGGCGUCAAAAUUUCUGAUGAUUACAAGACAGAAUGGCCUCAGAUGCAUGAUCUUUGGGUGAUAUCUGUUCAAGAGGUCACUGCCAUUUUGGCCCAGUUUCCUGAUCUGGUAGAAACAAUCUUAAAGUCUGCUUGGAUUCCCACCCUCUGCAAAAUCUUGAUUGAUGCAGCAGCAAAAGGUCUUGAUCCUGAUAUGAAGCCAGUUCUGCUGGCAUUUAUCUACAAACUUGCCACUAUUGAUGACAAAGCUCGGACAUUGAUCACUGAACUCCGAGGUGUCGAGCUGGCCAAGUUGCAUGGCAUGUUGGACUUGGAACAGGUUUUGAAGAGAGAACACACAUGAAUGUUGAUUUAACAAGACUCAUAAUUAUUUUCUUAUGGGCUGACUGCAAAUUUAAGGCACAUCACAAGUGACACAUGGUGAUCACAGGUUCUCCGUGCUUUAGACAUAUAUUUCAAACAAAAAAGAUCACGCAUGUACAUGUUUUUGUCCAGCAGAAUGAGGUGAUCUGCAUAAUGACAAAAAAAUGGUCCUGAUGUCAUAGCUUAUUGUUGGAUCUAUAUAUAAAUAAAUGUCUUGUGAAAGUUUAACAAAUUAUAUGUCAGUAGAGAGCUUCA